GUGUUUAGCUGGGCCAGUCGACAGCCAUGCCGCGAUCAAAUGGCUUCUCCAUCAACGCAGCGUCUUCGGACGAGAGCGAGGACGUGGAGGACGUGGAGCCGCUCAUCGAGACAGACGCAGUUCCUCCUCAGUGCUGCUCCGCUCGCCUCAACCUCGCCGUGCUCAUGUUCUUCGGGUUCUCCGUGGUCUACGGCCUCCGCGUCAACCUCAGUGUGGCCAUGGUGGUGAUGGUGAACACCACCGAGCCCACGCCGGCCCCGAACACCUCCAUCGUGCACGCGUGUCCGAUGCCGGCUGGGAUGGAAAACGCCAGCGACACGUUCCCACAACCAGAGGGGGUCCCUCAGUAUCCCUGGGACUCAGAGACUCAGGGCUGGCUCCUGGGGGCCUUCUUCUUCGGCUACCUGUGCACGCAGAUCCCGGGGGGUUACCUGGCCGGUCUCUACGGGGGGAAGGUCUUCCUGGGUUUGGGUGUGCUGGGCACGGCUGCCCUCACCCUCCUCACCCCCAUGGCCGCUCAGCUGGGUGUGACCUGGAUGUUUGCACUGCGAGCGCUGGAGGGCUUUGGAGAGGGUGUCACGUUCCCGGCCAUGAUGGCGAUGUGGGCUCGCUGGGCCCCCCCACUGGAGCGCUCCCGCCUGAUGACCAUGUCGGGAUCCGGAGCAAGCUUCGGCGCCUUUGUGGCUCUGCCGCUCACGGGCUUGAUCUGCCAAACGCUGGGCUGGCCCUCUGUGUUCUACCUCUGUGGAGGAGCCGGCUGCCUCUGGGCCGUCUUCUGGUUUCUUCUGGUGUCAGACGAGCCUCACACACAUCCUCGAAUCAGCGAAGAGGAGAGAGAUUACAUCAUAAAGUCUAUUGGGCCUCAGGGCACAGGUCACGGCUGGUCCGUCCCCGUGCUGCCCAUGCUGCUGUCCGUCCCCCUGUGGGCCAUCAUCGUCACCCAGAUGUGUGCCAACUGGUCCUACUACACCCUGCUCACCUCCCUGCCCACGUACAUGAACAACAUCCUGCACUUUGACCUCAAAUCGAAUGCCCUCCUGUCCGCUCUGCCGUUCCUCGGGGGCUGGUUGCUCUCCACGCUGUCGGGCUUCAUGGCUGACGGCCUCAUCGAGAGGCGGCUGCUCAGCGUCACCGCCGUGCGCAAGCUCUUCACCGUCGCAGGUAUGUUGUUUCCCGCAGCUUUCCUCGUGGCUGUGGCGUACGCCGGCUGCAGCCACGUCCUCACCGUCACCUUCCUCACCCUCUCCAUCACCACCGGUGGGGUCAGCGCCGCCGGAGUCUUCAUCAAUCAGAUCGACAUCGCCCCUCGAUACGCAGGGUUUCUUCUGGGAAUCACCAACACGUUCGGGACCAUCCCCGGGGUCGUGGCACCGAUAGCGACCGGAUACUUCACCAAACAUCACACGCUGGCCGGCUGGCAGACGGUGUUCUGGGUCGCGGCCGGGAUCAACGCCGGCGGCGCCAUCGUCUACGCGAUAUUCGGCAGCGGGAAGCUUCAGCAGUGGGCCGUCACGGAGGAGGAGAGGGCGGAGGAGGAGGGGAAGAGGAGCAGGUCCAUCUCAGCAUAGAAAAAACACAAGCACAAAUAAUCCAGCUCACGUUUUUAUAUAGAGAACAAAAUACAAUCAACAGGAUGUAUUGAACCCAGUUUUACUACAAACAGAGACGAUUCUACCUCUGAAAACUCAAUCACAGGAAUAUGAUGCAGCAUCGACUCUCAGAAUGAAGACAGAUGUUAAAAAGAGUCGGCUGCAGAACAACUUUAAUAUUUGAACACGUCAUAGAAGCGGGACGUCCCGAUGGACUCGUGUUUUACUACAGUGUCAGUGCAGCAUUUUUAUCUUUAACAUGUGUCUCUGGUUUUUAAAAGUUAAAAGAAAAAGACUUUUAGUUAAUUAGCGCAAAGACUUUGCAGCGAUGGAGCAGUUUUAUCACAAAUCAGGUUGGUAAGAGAAAAGCAGAUUCUCUAAGUGUUGAAGUCAAAUGGACAGAUUUACUAUUUUGAUUGACACGAUUCAACAGCUGCUGACACAUAGUUUUUUAAUGGUACGGCUCUUAAAAUAUGACCGAUAUGAUAUUAACAUGACCACUUUAUGCCUAGUUUUCCUUGGACAGUGAAGAAAACGGGACCAAGUGUUUUGUGAUGAGAUCACAUUUUUCAAGCUGCUUUGUUUCCCAAGCCUUUUCCAGUAAGACACCAAAAAGCCUUUUGUUCUAUGAGACUGCCAAUGUUUUCCAAAUCAAACUUUCCAGGAGACUUUUCUUUUUAUUUAUUAUUUAGAGAAUCACUUUAGUUUUUAUGCUCAACUUCCAAAGCAGUGACUUGAUCCGUUCAGGUCACCUUUCCAUCAAGAUGCUGCCGGGAUUUGUUUUAUUUCUUUAAAUGCAGUUUUUAUUGUUUUUAUGCAAUACAAAUGGGACUUUGAAACAUAAAUAUAUAUACAUGAGCAGUUUUGUAAACUUAUAAAAGAGAUGUUCCGAUACCUGCACCUGAAACGCUGAGUCGGUCAUCUGCGAGGACACAAGUCUUUGAUCCGAUCAUUUCUCUAAAGCUGCGGUUCAGCUUCACGGCCUCUGGUGAGUCCUGUGUGUCACACUGGGAAAUCCCAAAGGUCAAAUGUGAUGUGUACAGGUAAAUAACAACACUAGUGAUCUCAUAAAGAAUCUGAAGAUCCACUUCCAUGUUCAAAUACAUUGUCUUGUUAUUUUAUUGUUAGUUAUUAAAUGAACUGGUAUCAGAAUCAGCGUCAGGAGGAGCUACUGGUGUUGGAUCAUCUGUCGCUCAUACACUCUUAAUCAAAGUGCACUGUGACUGUAAAGAUAUGAUGUUCCUGAGCAGAUGUAAAAAUGAAUGUCUUGUUACAUGUGCAAUGUUUCACAGACACAGAGUUUUCAUGUUUUAGUUUCAUUCAUUGUGGAAAAAGUCUGUGGAGCCAUAGAUCGUUGUAAUGUUCCAGUCGCUCAGCAGCAGCAGGAGGAGGAGACCCAUGUGUACAUGAUGAUGAUCUGACCCUGAACCACUGGGGGUGACAUCACAUCUCUUCUUCUUCUUCUUCUUCUUCUUCUUCUUCUUCUUCUUCUUCUUCUUCUUCUUCUUCUUCUUCUUCUUCUUCUUCUUCUUCUUCUUCUUCUUCUUCUUCUUCUUCUUCUUCUUCUUCUUCUUCUUCUUCUUCUUCUUCUUCUUCUUCUUCUUCUUCUUCUGCUGCUGUCAGGCUCACGUCAGCUGCUUCUGUUUCAUUCAUGUGUCUCAUCAGGGCGAUGAAUUAAAUCAAAGUGAUCAGGACUCCUCUGUAAAACAUUCACAACCAGCCACCCUGUGUUUAUAAGUUUUAUAUCUUCAUUUAACUCCGACAUCUGGUUCUUCUGUUAAUCUCAUAUCACGACAAAGUUAAUCUACAUUACGUGUACAUUCCCUUUUAAAAGGAAAUCUUUCUGUCUGAGAUCCUGACACAUGUGCUUGUCUUUCAUUCACAUCUUCACUGACACAGAUUGUUCUCUGUCUUCAUCUGGUUCUCUGUUUACCUGCUGUUUGGGUUUAUUCAUGAGCCUGUUGUGGAUUUUGAUACAUAUCAAAUGGGAACAGUAGAAAAUAUGAAAGGAUGAAAUUAAAAAAAUAGAUUUAAGACAUUUUAAAAAGUGAAGAAAUAUGCAAUAAGGAAGCGGAUUUCUUAUAUUUAAAUACAAUUGUUUUUGUGAGGUUACAUCUAUGGACGUUGCUAUUAUUUGGCAAGAAUGAAAACUACACAAAAUAAACGUUUUCAUAUCAGA
Messenger RNA from Platichthys flesus (European flounder), 3768 nucleotides. Its product is annotated as sialin. The coding region runs from base 27 to 1568 and encodes 513 amino acids. The transcript has 10 exons. Gene Ontology annotation, biological process: transmembrane transport; monoatomic anion transport. The record is from RefSeq and is a predicted model, not a curated record. NCBI's taxonomy places the organism in Eukaryota, Metazoa, Chordata, Actinopteri, Pleuronectiformes, Pleuronectidae. Gene Ontology annotation, molecular function: transmembrane transporter activity.